AUUUUCUACUAGUAUAAAGAGGCGAAGUAGGGCAUUGCAUUGGAUUACAUAAAGAAGAAAAUGAAGGUAGGCCCAAAAGUAAUACUCCUCUUCAAAGAUCCAACCGGGUUCGGCACCGCUAUCUUCCAAUCCCUUCAACCUAACCCUAAUUCCAACCUUCAAACCCGACGAGAAGAAUCUCUUGAUUUAUCCUUACAACGGUACGGAAUUAAAGACCAAAAGGUUUCAAUCGAAGUCGUUCAUUUUCUCCAUGGCUCAAUUCCCGAGGUGUCGGUGUUGCUUCUGGAAAACUACGAGCCUCCAACACUUGCUUGUGCUCUUAAUGAAGUUCUAGCAUUAUUAGUAGGAGAUGGGUUGUCAAAUAUGCCCACUAUCGUGGUCCCUUUUGUUGUGGCUGCAACAAAGCUUAAGAUGGGAAAUAGAACUUCCGUUGCAGUUGAAAAUAUCUCAGUUUAUGGGUUGCAAGUAGGUGCCUCUAAUGGCCUUACUAAAGCUUUGGCCACGAAUUUGCAAAGCCCACCGCAGUCGUUGCAGAUUUUCAACGAACAGUUGGCGUGCUUACUUCAGUUGGUUCGAGUUUUGAAGAUGCCUACUUUUGUUAUAAUUGGCAAAAAAGGUCAAAAUUUGCAUCAUAAGACUUCAGAAGAGGAACUUCAGGUGAUACAUGAGAUAGGACAGCACUUGGCUAGCUUCUCAUCUCUUAGUUUCUCGGGAGAAAAGAUAGCAUGGCAUGCAACAAAGUCUUCAAGAGAAACUCAAGAGCCUUGGCGUGCAUUAUAUGGUUGAAUCUUCUUGCUGGCUACAAUCAGCGGCUAUUCAUCUAACAUGGAGUGUUAUUGGUUUCAGUAUGCUCCUAGCAGACUCGUGGGUAAGCACAAUCGUGUCUGGUGUAUUGACCCAGAGAAUCAAUUAUUCCUAGAGGUGGAUGAACUUGAUUGCGUUCACUUUUUCUUAUGAUUUGAUCCUGUAUGCUUACUUAAAGUGUGUCUGAAACAAAAUGUAAAGCUUCUUUCUUCCGAGAUCUGCUGCUAUUUUUGUACUGAUAUUCUCAAUUUUC
Lycium ferocissimum is the source of this 1057-nucleotide messenger RNA. RefSeq lists its product as uncharacterized. NCBI's taxonomy places the organism in Eukaryota, Viridiplantae, Streptophyta, Magnoliopsida, Solanales, Solanaceae. The transcript has 4 exons. Bases 61 to 786 code for a protein of 241 amino acids. The record is from RefSeq and is a predicted model, not a curated record.